Messenger RNA from Gigantopelta aegis, 1403 nucleotides. RefSeq lists its product as uncharacterized. The record is from RefSeq and is a predicted model, not a curated record. Bases 69 to 914 code for a protein of 281 amino acids. NCBI's taxonomy places the organism in Eukaryota, Metazoa, Mollusca, Gastropoda, Neomphalida, Peltospiridae. The transcript has 6 exons.
UUGACGAGCUGUUAUCGUUGACGUCUUACUGGAACGCCACAUUGGAAAAACCGACGAAGUUUUUGAGCAUGGCCCGUAGGCGCCUCAUCUUAUCCAUCACCGUGGUGUUAUCUACCUGUCUCGUUGCUGUCACAUUCGAUACAGAUAUAUCAGCCGAGUUGACUGGCUCGUCAGCUGUGGGACAUGAGGGCGGCUCCUACAACUUCAUCUGCACAGUCAGAAAUGCUAUUGGUUUUACUGACAACAUACAGUUCCACAGUGGUUUAAACGGGCACAUUGUGGUAUCCUUAUUUCAAGACGACUCCAGCUGUCGGGAAUACACCGAUGAACAUAAGGCCCACAUAACUCGAUGUGGAUCGGGAACAAACGAAUGGUCCGCUGAAACAAAGAGAUAUCACAUGGGGGUCCACAGUCUGAAGAAAACGGACCUCACUGGCUGGUGGUGCUAUUUGCCUAACUCGGGAGUACACAGCAAUACUUUAGAUCUUACUGGCUUCAAUGUAAUUAUCAGUUGUUCGGAUGAAGCAUCAGCCGGACAAACUACACAUUUGACUUGUGUGGUUACUGCUGAAGACAAACCCGACGCAAUAUUCAUAUAUCCUCUGGCUGGUAAAACAAAAGGAAGAGUGUCCUGUGACUUAGAGAAAAAGAAAUGUCAUAAUGCCGGUUCGCAAGGGUUAUACAGUGCUGAAUUCACUACUGAUAAUAAGAUCACUCUGACCAUACAUUCGUUUGACCUCGAGAGGGAUGAAGGGAUAUGGAAAUGUAUUAGUGGAAGCCAAGGAGAUACGUGUUACAAGUCUGGCUUGGGUACAGUUUCCUCCAUGCUGCCAAAUACAUUCAUCAUGCUGCAGUUUAUUGCCAUAUUAUGUACCAUGAUCGUCACCAAGAACCAACUCUGUGAUGUCUUGUAGUUUGUCUGCUGGUUGUCAGCUAGUACAACAGCGUCUCUAACAUGUCUGUCAAUUCUCCAAUCUGGAUUGAACAUCACUGUUCCAACAAUUGCGGCAUCUGUUUCAGACUUUUCAUCAGGAUGUUCUUCACAUAUUGUAUCAUAUAGCAAUAGAAAUGUUAACACUUUAAUAGCUCAGUUGUGUGACUAUGCCAAUUACGAACAUUUACUGAAUUAAUAUACUAUAUAUUUAUUACACAUAUGGUUAAAUAUAUUUGUACAUAUCAAAGUGAUACGUCCCACUAGAACGUGACGUCAUCGACUGGCGCACUACAACCUUACAGGAACAUUAUCCAAACGGGUUGAGUGAUAUAAAUUAAGAUCGAUGAUGGCUAAUAAAUAUCAUAUUAAACUCGCUACCAUUUGGUAUCAUGUUUAUCUCCCUCGUGGAAAUUAUUUCACUCCUGACAUAAACAUGAUACGAAGUGAAACUCGUUUAAUAUCCUAUAUA